GGUUGAAUAGCGAACGUCAGGAGGAAGCCAUGCCUCGAGCAGCGCUGCCAGCAUUCACACUAGACCUGUCUGUUUGAAUCUUCCCCGAGUGGCAAGGCCUGUAGUACAGGGCAGGCGCAGCAUGAUGCAGCAAGGGCGCGUUUGUCGGUCCUUCCAGGCAACAGGGCAGUGCUCGUAUGGAUCCAGAUGCCGCUGAUGCCUAUCAGCCACCAGCCAAUGAAGAGGAUGCAACGCCGUGCGCAGAUUUCUCUGGUCGAGCAGCACCACUGGUGAGCGUACAUCAGCGGAUCUCCUGGCCAGAGCCACGUGGGUGGCAGGGUCCAACGUCAGUGCCACACCCAAGCAGAAGCUCGCCGUGGCAGCCGGAAGGGGGGCGAGGCAGCUGGCAGUGGGGCCAGAGCAGAGGGGGCCGGGGCAAUGGGGGCCCCGUGAGAGGAGGCCCAGGGAGGGCGUUGAGCCCCGGGCAUGAGAUACGGCGGUGGCUGUAUCACUCCAAGCAACGGGGGAAGGUCAUUGACGGCUCCUUCCUGGCGGUGUCAUACAACAUCCUGUCCAGCCAGCUGGCAGCGGACCAUGCCCCGGAGCUGUACUGGCACGUGCCUCCGGCAGUGCUGGCCUGGGAGAACAGGCGGCGUGCCAUCCUGCAGGAGCUGCGACAGCUGGCACCCGACAUCAUCAGUUUGCAGGAGGUGGACCACUUUGACGAGAUCCAAGCUGACCUUGCCAGCCUGGGCUAUGAGGGCACCUUCAAAGGCAGGACGGGCGCUGAGAUGACGGACGGCUGCGCUACCUUUUGGAAGGCAGACGCCUUCUCCCUGGUGGCUGUGGAGGAGCUCGAGUUCCGGGACCUGAACCUGCGCGAGAACGUCGCACUGCUGGCCGUGCUCAAGCAUCAGGCGGCUCCAGAUGCGCCAGCAAGGCUCCUGGUGGUGGCCAAUACGCACAUACUCUUCAACCCCAAGCGCGGCGACAUCAAGCUGGCUCAGCUGCGGCAUCUAUUGGCGCAAGCGCACGAGCUGGCGCAGCAGCACGCGGGCGCGCCAGUCCUGGUCAUGGGCGACUUCAACAGCUCCCCCGAGAGUGCCCUGUACCAGUACCUGUCCACGGGUCAGCUCGACCUGGCCGCCACAGAUCGGCGCAACAUGUCUGGCGGGAUGGAGAGCGUCUGGCACGACGGCCGCCCCUGGCAGCCCUACCGUCCCAGCACCCGCAUCAGCAUCCUGCCAGAACCCUCACAGUCCAUCCUCCCUGUGUCGUCCACCGAAGCCGCCAGAAGGGGCAUUUCUGAGUCCCAAAACGCGCAAGCAGUUGCAGCAGGCAGCGCCGACGAAAUACUGGAGGAGAUCCCGGUUGAGCGAGGUCCCGAGGGAGCAGAUGCGCCUCGUUUCGAGACGCCGGACGACCCCGCGGUGCAGAGCGGGUUUACCGGGCUGUCGGCAAGCUUGGGGCGGGCUCUGAACAAUGAGCCGGGGCUUGAGCUAAAGAGAGGCCGGGGCGGCCAACCGGGGCCGACCAACGAGUGGCCUGCCAGCGGGGACAGCGAUCGGCAAAGGGGGUCGGGGAUGGACACCGAGGAAGAGCAAGUCCCGAGGAGGCGAAGGCUGCAAUCGGAGGGAGCGACCGGGGGCCCUGCUGCGGAUUCGGACCGGGAGGGAAGCGGGACGUCGAGCAGUGGGCAAGCGGAAAGUGCCCAGAACAUUGGAUUCCGUGACCGGCCGCCUGAUUCGGAAGAAGCGCCAGAGUUGGCGGAAUCGACGCGAGCGCCUGCAGGUGCUGAGAUUGCGGGAACGAGUCGUCAGCAGCUGAGCGGCGGAGAAAAUUUUCCCCAGCUUCUAGUGAAUGGCUCUCUGGGGCUUGAAUCGACGUCUACUCCCGCAGCAGCGGAGCCGAGCGGUCGUGCCGGUGUCAGCAGCGGAUGGCAGUCGCAGCAGCGGAACAAUUGGGGCCGGAGGCGGCCGCCUGGCAUCGAUUAUGUAUGGGAAGAAGAGGAGUUCUUGAUUGCGGCCGGGGGGGGCAGGGAUAGCGUGGUGAGGCACCCCCUGGACGGACUGAGGAGUGCCUACGCUACCGUGCGACAGCCGCGGUUCCGAGGGGAGGCAACUUGCGCUAGGGAGCCUGCGUGCACCACAUUCCAUGGCAAAGCCCGGGGGACCGUCGACUACAUCUGGUUCUCCCCUGGCCUCCGCCCGAUCCGCGUCCUCGACACGCCGCCCAUGCAGAGCCUGCAGCGCCUCCGAGGGCUACCGACCGAGCGAUGGCCAAGCGACCACUUCUGCAUAGCGUCCGAAUUCGCUUUCGUAGCGGAUAGCAAAUGACUAUGCCCAACUUACCACGGACGGGGACGCCAAAGCUUUAAAGUAGGUAGAUAUUGGAGCAGGAAGCGGUCAGAAGUUCUUGAUUCCGUAAGGUCGAACGAACGCGGAUAGGUAUCGAAGGUACAAGACUAUGCUACGUCAUAACGGUGCGCUCUCAGUAAGGUGUACAAGUCAUAGAGGAUCCUUGUUCUUUCUUGCGAAAAUGUUCAAUCAGUGGCUGCCGUGUGGCAGUCGCGUUCAGCACGC
This is a messenger RNA of Klebsormidium nitens, 2561 nucleotides long. The record is from the annotation of a GenBank genome assembly. NCBI's taxonomy places the organism in Eukaryota, Viridiplantae, Streptophyta, Klebsormidiophyceae, Klebsormidiales, Klebsormidiaceae.